UAACAUUGCGUAAUAAAGUGGGGAAUCAAUUUAAAUAAGCACUAAUUUACACUAUAAAGAACGCUUUUAAACAUCCAAUCGUAAAGGCUAUGAAAAGUCAAUUAUGUUCCGUCUUGAUUUUCAUUUUCGGGAAAACAUUUUACUGCAGUUGGGAAAACGAUUUUUUACGGGCUAUUAUAUCUGACAUUUUCUUGCAUCUUCCACACAUUUUACAAUAGCAAUGUACCGUUACUGUCGAAGUGUUUUUGUGUUGUUUAAAUUUCUUUUGUUAAUGAGAUGUUGUAGCUUUAUUAGUCAUUCUUAUAAUUUCCAGGUCUGGUCCGUAUGUAAAGCAUCGUGUUUCAUUUUAGUCACUUGCAAUAGUUGCAUCAUUUUUAGCAGUAUUUUAUAAAUUAAUUUUCACUUGAGACUGAAACAGUACAGAGUAUUUUAUUUUUAAAUGAGUUUGGACUGGACUGAACUGAACUAAAUAGAUAAAAUCAAUUUCGUCAAAAAAUAAAUAACUAAAAUGAAUAAAAAUAAUAAUAGUUAUGUUAUUUUUAUUUUUUUAUUUUUUUAAAUUAACACUCAAGAAUGUAUAAUGUUUCGUACAUUCUGUAGCUAUACAAAGCUAUUAUAUUUCAGCACCACAACCGCGGACAGCGCCUGUCCUGAUUUUUGUACUUUAGUUUAUACACGUUGUAUUACUUUUGCUUUCAGAUAUGGUUUACUUUAAGGCUGACGAUAUUUUUAUAAAAUUUAAAUCUGAAAAGAGUAAUUUUAAUAAAACGGCCACUGCUGAUUUAUUUCUGUCGUUUUUUCGUUAAAUACAUGAAUGUUGCAAUGAACAAAAAAUACUCCGAGUGUCGCUAUUCACCAAGACUGCAGGGUGAUGCGUCUCUCCUCCUACAUUUAAUAUAUUCAUCUGCAGCUCCGUCUGUUAGAAUAACCUCGACACAAAAUGGAGUAAUCGUCCGCCGACGUUGUUAAAAUUAUUGGAAUAGCAUAUUUUAGCAGUUACAUUUGGGCAAACAAACUGGCAACAUCAGCUCUCCAAAUAUGGAGAACGGAAUUUUAAUUUCUUUUUGUGCGUGUUUCGUGGGUCUCUUUGUCUUUCCUAUCAAAAUCUCCUGCGCAGAUCUGAGCUACAAUGUUCCAGAAGAAAUGAAGCGUCAGUAUGUGAUCGGAAAUGUAGCCAAAGACCUCAGGAUUGAUGUCAAACAAUUAUUCGCUCGAAAGGCUCGGAUAGAAACUGAGGAUAACAGCAAACGGUAUUGUGAUAUAAAUCUGAAUUCUGGUGACUUAAUCGUGGCAGACACAGUAAACCGGGAGCAGCUUUGCGGUUCUCGACCUUCCUGCAUUCGCACUUAUGAGCUAGUUCUAGAAAAUCCUCUUGAGGUGCACCGUGUAAUUUUACAAAUUCAGGAUAUCAAUGACAACGCCCCUCGCUUUCCCAGUGAGCGCAUUAACUUUGAAAUCACAGAAUCAGCAGUUAAAGGCCAACGAUUUCGUUUGGAAGAAGCACAUGAUUCAGACAUUGGACAUAAUGCCGUAAAAAGUUACUCAUUACAGAAAAAUGAACAUUUCAUAUUGACUGUACAUGAUACUGCAGAUGGAGGAAAAUACGCUGAACUCGUACUAGAAAAAGAACUGGAUCGUGAACAACAGAAGGAGAUAGAUAUGAUACUCACAGCAACGGAUGGUGGUACACCACAGAGAUCUGGUACUGCUGUCAUACACAUUACUGUUCUAGAUGCUAAUGAUAAUGUACCAGUAUUCAGUCAGUCUGUUUAUAAGGUUACUCUGCCUGAAAAUACACCGUCAGGUACAUCAGUAAUCACAGUGAGUGCCACAGAUGCCGAUGAGGGUCCAAAUGGAGAAGUAUCAUUUGAGCUCAGAAAAAUAUCAGAAGAUGCUGCAAAAUUAUUUUCUAUAGACAAGACAACAGGACAGAUUGUGUUGAUCGGAGAACUUGAUUAUGAGGAAGAACAAAAUUAUGAAAUUGGUAUUCAGGCCAAAGAUGCAUCUGGAUUAUCAUCAACUGCUAAAGUGAUCAUAGAUAUAAGUGAUGUGAAUGACAAUCCACCCAAAAUCAUUCUGAAGUCUUUGAAUAAGCCAAUACCUGAGAAUUCAGCGCCAGGUACUGAGGUGGGUAUCAUUAAUGUUCAAGACAAAGAUUCAGGAGAAAAUCGGCAGAUUCGCUGCUCUGUUCAGCAAAAUGUUCCUUUCAAACUAAACCCAUCUGUUAAAAACUAUUUCUCUCUAGUAACUACAAACACUCUUGAUCGAGAGAAAGAAUCAGAUUACAACAUAACUGUAACAGCAACUGAUGGAGGAUCACCACCAAUAUCCACUUCCAUGACAAUUCAUUUAUCUAUCUCAGAUGUGAAUGACAAUCCUCCUGUAUUUGAGCAGCAGUCCUACAGUACUUAUGUGACUGAAAACAACAAACCAGGCACAUCUGUUUGUUCAGUCAGUGCAAAUGAUCCAGACUGGAGGCAGAACGGCACUGUACUUUACUCUCUGAUAUCCAGUGAGGUCAAUGGUGUUCCAGUGUCCUCAUUUUUAUCUAUUAACGGAGAUACAGGGGUGAUCCAUGCUGUAAGAUCUUUUGACUAUGAGCAGUUCAGAAACUUUACAGUCCAAGUUGUUGCCAGAGAUAAUGGAUCUCCACCGCUCAGCAGUAACGUGACUGUGAAAGUCUUCAUAACAGAUGAGAAUGAUAACUCUCCACAGAUAUUAUACCCUGUUCCAGACGGAAAAUCUCUAAUGACUGAGAUGAUCCCUAAAGUGACUCUCUCAGGCUCUCUGGUCUCAAAGGUGAUCGCUGUGGAUGCUGACUCUGGACAGAACGCAUGGCUCUCCUAUCAGAUUGUGAAGUCUACUGAUCCUGGACUUUUCAACAUUGGCCUUCAUAGUGGAGAGAUCAGAACACAACGAGACAUUUCUGAAUCUGACAAUAUGAAGCAGAACCUCAUAAUUUCAGUGAAGGAUAACGGACAACCAUCUCUCUCUACAACCUGUGCUGUAAAUUUAUUAAUUUCUGACAACCCUUCUGAAGUUCCAGAACUUAAAGAUAUGACUUAUGAGGAGAGCAACUCUAAAUUAACAUCAUACUUGAUCAUUGCAUUAGUGUCCGUGUCCACCUUCUUUCUGACGUUCAUUACAUUGAUUCUGGUCCUGAAGGUUUGUCGCAGGAGAAAGCCCAGACUGCUGUUUGAUGGAGCGGUCGCUGUCCCCAGCGCCUAUCUACCUCCUAACUAUGCAGAGGUGGAUGGAGCAGGAACUCUCCGAAGCGCUUAUAAUUACGACACAUAUUUAACAACAGGCUCACGCACCAGUGAUUUCAAGUUUGUUACAUCUUAUAAUGACAACACACUUCCUGCUGAUGGUACUCUGAAACAGGAACACAACAGACACUUUGACCCGAGCAUGAUAACACUAAACUUUACAGAAGAUGACGAUGAGGUAAGAACAAAUCCUAAGUCUUAAAUUCUAAUUCGUGAAUGUAAGGAGAAAUGUAUGGCCAAUGCUGAAUGUUAAAACUACAAUAAUAGCUGGUUUACAAGAAUCCCAAGUAGUUGUGGAGAAAACUGUAUCCUGUAUUGUUAUGUCAUUAGCUUUGGUUUGUGAGGAAUAUCCUAAAUGUAUGUUUUUCCUGACUUGUAACUUUGUAUUUGAUAUUUGAUGUUUAACAAUAAUUAUUUAGCAAUUAACAGUAUUAAUGAACCUUUUAACAAAAAAAGAAAAAGUGUCAUUGAGAUUUACAUUUACAUUAUAAUCUUUAUAGGGGUUGUUUCCCAGGCAGGGAUUAAUUUAAGCCAGGACUAGGCCUUAGUUUAAUUAGGAAAUAUAACUAGUUUGAACAAACAUGCCUUACUAAAAUAUUACUUGUGUGCAUUCUGAGGCAUAACAAUGGGCACUGAUGUAUUUUAAGAUAUGUCAGUGUAAAUUGUUUGAACAGCUCUUACAUUUAUUUUAGUCUGUGACUAGUCUAAUCACUGUCCGGGAAACCGCCCCUAUAUCUGUUUUAUCUUUAAACAAACUAUAAACCUUUUAUUUUUCCAUUACAUCCUUAGUGAAAAAUAAAUAUGCUAAGUAUAUUACAUUCUGUAAUACAUGCAGCUAGACCAGCUUCAAGUGUUUUAAUGAUUUAUUAACUUUAGAAGUGCUAUUUUGGAACAACUAAUUUUCUACUAAGUUAUAUUAGUUGUUGUUGUUAAAUUGUAGUUUGGCACAAUCUAAAGUGUAUUUAGUGAACUUGUAUGUGCUAAAGUGAAACAACUUAAGCUUUGUACACCUUAUAUACUGUAUAUAAGUGAAUAGUUGAGUCGGAUCAGUGCAAUAAAUUUCUUUAAAUGGUAACAUCUCAUCAAAUAAAAGGUUUCAAAUAGUUGGUUAAAACAGACUCAAUAAUGAUUCAUUUUAAAUAUAUUUCAUAUAUAUUUUUAUAUAAAUAUUUUAUUCAAAGCAUUCAUGGAAUACAGUGCUUGCUUUAUAAAGGAACAAUUAUUCACGUUCAGUAACACAUAAAAAGAUGUCAUAUAAUGUCAAGAUGAUUUGCUAUUUCUCGCCCCAAAUCAAUUUAAUAAGACACUUAACAUAGCAGAUAGUAUAUUUACUUAAUGUUUUUUUUUUUUUAUUAUUCUGAUAUAUUAAAGGGCACUAUAAAGGGACAUUUUUGCAAGAUGUAUACACUCACCUAAUGGAUUAUUAGGAACACCAUACUAAUACUGUGUUUGACCCCCUUUUGCCUUCAGAACUGCCUUAAUUCUACGUGGCAUUGAUGGUGCUGAAAGCAUUCUUUAGAAACGUUGUCCAAUAUUGAUAGGAUAGCAUCUUGCAGUUGAUGGAGAUUUGUGGGAUGCACAUCCAGGGCACGAAGCUUCCACCACAUCCCAAAGAGGCUAUAUUGGGUUGAAAUCUGGUGACUGUGGGGCCCAUUUUAGUACAGUGAACUCAUUGUCAUGUUCAGGAAACCAAUUUGAAAUUAUUCAAGCUUUGUGACAUGGUGGAGGAUGGGUAUCAGAGGAUAGGUACAUGGUGGUCAUAAAGGGACGGACAUGGUCAGAAACAAUGCUUAGGUAGGCUGUGGAAUUUAAACGAUGCCCAAUUGGCACUAAGGGGCCUAAAGUGUGCUAAGAAAACAUCCCCCACACCAUCACACCAUUGCAUUAAUGAGAAAUUGAACAGGUGUUCCUAAUAAUCCUUUAGGUGAGUGUAUAAGUUUCAGGUGUUCCUCGAAUGUGUCUGCGAAGUUUCAGCUCAAAUACCCCACAGAUCAUUUGUAUGUCCAAAAUGCCUCUAAUUGGGUAAAAGCAAAAAAGCCGUUUUCAUGUAUGUAUACCUUAAAAUGAAUAUAAGCUACGGCUCCUCACUGUCUUACCAACUGAAACACAUUAGCGCUACAAUGUGCUAACAAACAUAUUUAGAAAAGCUUUUGGGUAAAAUUAACCAGUCAGUCAGUGACCGUGGGUAGGACUUUAUCUGUGUGAUGUCACAUUAACAAAAGAAUCCAAACAGUAUGUCUAAUGAGACUGCUUUGGUGUAAUUGGGAUUUAAAAGAAGGAUGUUUUUUUCCAUUGUAGGGUUGUUGUGUUCACAUACUGCCAACACACAUACUGUCCAAACUACUAAAAGUGGAUUUUGCAUAAUAUGUGCCCUUUAAAAACUUUUCAUUAUUAAAGGUCCUAUUCUUCCUGUGUUUUUGAAGCUUUGAUUAUGUUUACAGUGCGCAAUAUAACACAUGUUCAUGUUUCACGUGUAAAAAAAACUUAUUAUUUUGCACACAACUUACUUAUCUCUAUACCCCUGUU
This is a messenger RNA of Paramisgurnus dabryanus, 5795 nucleotides long. NCBI's taxonomy places the organism in Eukaryota, Metazoa, Chordata, Actinopteri, Cypriniformes, Cobitidae. The record is from RefSeq and is a predicted model, not a curated record.